This is a messenger RNA of Siniperca chuatsi (mandarin fish), 2115 nucleotides long. Its product is annotated as E3 ubiquitin-protein ligase TRIM50-like. The coding region runs from base 699 to 1961 and encodes 420 amino acids. The transcript has 8 exons. Gene Ontology annotation, molecular function: zinc ion binding; protein binding. NCBI's taxonomy places the organism in Eukaryota, Metazoa, Chordata, Actinopteri, Centrarchiformes, Sinipercidae. The record is from RefSeq and is a predicted model, not a curated record.
GGACAGAAAUAAGUUCAGAUAAAUAGAGAAAGUAAAAUAAAUAAUAAGAGGAAUAUAAAACUAAAGUAAGAAAGGAAGUAAAAAACAGAACGAGGUACAGUAUAGUACAGUUUAGUAUAAUAUAGAAGAGUACAGUUAAUACAGUGUAGUUUAAUAUAGUUUAGUACUGUAUAGUCCCGCUGGAGCCGGUCUGGACUGGUCUUUGAGUUUCAUCCUGUUUCAAAGAGCAUGAAUAAAACCUUUACCUGGUUACCACGACGACGGGUUGUUUGUGAGGUGAAGGUGACUUUGAGGUGUCGGUUUAUCAGAUAAAAGCAGAUUCUCAGAAACUUUCACAAACACUGCUCUCCAAUAAUAAUAACAUUAACAACAUGAAUUAUGUUACUAGUAAUAAUAAUAAUGUUGAUAAUAAUAAUAUUAAUAAGUACAUUUCAUGUACUUUGUGGUUUGCGCUCAGACUCCAUAGGCAAUAAAUGCUGCAAAUGUUUAGUUAAAAUGAAUAAGAAAAUGUUUCUUCCAAAUAAUUUAGAAAUAUUUUUAUGACAUUUUAAAUAAUCAGCUUCUGGCUCCGCCUUCUAUGUCGGUCCGUCCAAUCACGUCAAAGAAAAAAAGAAAAAACCUCAGUCUAUAAAUAGUCAGCUCUGCAGAGACUGGUGGUUCUGCUGGUUCUGGUCUCGGUGUUGAGGAUCAGUGAGGACAUGGAGCGUCGCCAGAGUCUGGAGGAGCAGCUCAGGUGUCCCAUCUGUCUGGACAUCUUUACUGAACCACUGAUGUUACAGUGUGGACACUCGUACUGCAGGUGUUGUGUGCGCUCCAUGACAGUGGACCUUCUCGGUCAGCUGCAGUGUCCUGUGUGUCGCUGUGCUGUAGACGGAGACAGUCCUCCUCCCAACGUCAGUUUGGCUCGAAUCAUUGAGGCGCUGCAGGAAGUGAGUGUUUCAGGUGGAGCUCAGCUGGAGUCCUGUCCUCAGCAUCACAACCCGCUCAGCCUUUACUGUGAGGAUGAACGAGUGGUGAUCUGUGGCCUCUGUGGAAGCAUCGGUGCUCACCGCGGACACAAAAUCACACCUGUGAGCUCCGUCUACAGUCACAUGAAGGAGGACAUUUCCUGUCUUAUGACAGAGUUUCAGCAUCAUAAACGUAAACUGGAGGAUCAGAUCUGUAAAAUGGCGUACAACAAAUCCAGGAUCACUAAGUACGGUUCGAUCGCUCCGAGGUUCAGAGAGAUUCAGGAGCUCCAGCAGAAGGAGGAGAGAAUCUUUAGCUCUCUGAACUUUAAACCAGGUUUCAACCACAACGACAUUAAACUCACCGUUUGGAAAAGAUUACACCGAAAAGUCCUGCCAGCACCAGAGCCGUUGAAGCUGGAUCCUCAAACUGCUCACCCGAUGUUGGAGCUCCAUCGUGGGGACACAGUGGUGUCCUGUGGGGCCCUGCUGCGGAGGCUUCCUGAUAAUCCAGAGAGGUUCAGUUACAGCUACUGUGUCCUGGCCAACCGAGGCUUCUCCUCUGGCAAACACUACUGGGAGGUGGAGGUCGGUAACAAACCUAAAUGGCGUCUUGGGUUGAUCAAAGGAACGACCAAUCGUAAGGCUAAGCUGGUGAAGAAUCCAGAUAGUGGAGUGUGGUUGAUCGGACUGAAAGACGGGGUUUAUGAAGCCUUCACGUCACCCAGGGUGGUCCUUCCGGUGUUGUGUCCCCCCCACCGGGUGGGAGUCUUCAUGGACUACCAGGGCAGAGGUCUGACCUUCUAUAACAGCGACAGUCCUGACGAGCUGUGCUUCAUCUACAGCUUCAGGCUGGAGGUCCAGGGGAAAGUCUAUCCCCUGCUGGACGUCUGCUGGCAUGACCGAGGAGACAACAAACACCCCCUGGUCCUCCCCCAGCCUCACAGGGAGCAUCUCCUCCCCCAGCCUCACAGGGAGCAUCUCCUCCCCCAGCCCCAGAAACCCGACAAGUGACAGAAAGUCCUACUUCAUUAAACUGGUGUCCUCCUGUGAGGAGUUGUUGUUGUUGUUUGUGUUGUUACUGUUGUUGUUGUUCCCUACUGUGUUCGUACCACUGUCUUCUUCCUUCCCACCUGUAAUAAAUACAAGCGUGCAGAUGAUACACUGA